CGCCCACGUUUCAGCGAGCUCGCGCGCGCACCCGGCGUCCGGAGGCGAAUGCGGUAACGGAAAACAAGGAUCGGAGGAGAAGCGAGGAGGCUGAGUGUACGAGAGUCCCCUACUUUGCAACGAAAAAUACAUGAUAUCUUGUUAUUAUAUGAGUACCAGAUCCACGAAAAGAGACAUUGGAGAUACAAUAGGAUGAAAGGAAGAUCAGAUUGAGCGCCCGCAGACCUGUCCUACCGCUUCGCUGUUUUCCUGGAGUUGGAUUUGGGAGAGCGCGUCGAACCCGCAGCCAGAGCCGCCGCCCCCCCGUCUCCUGAGCCCUCCCCCUUCCCCCAGAGCCUGCGUCAGACCAGCGACCGCCUGGGACACGCCCACACCCUCGCCCAGCCCCGCCCCCCGCCGCCAGCAUGGUGCUAUCACAAAGGCAACGAGACGAACUAAAUCGAGCGAUAGCCGAUUACCUCCGCUCCAACGGCUACGAAGAGGCCUACUCUGUGUUCAAGAAGGAGGCCGAGCUGGACAUGAAUGAAGAGCUAGAUAAGAAGUACGCCGGCCUUUUGGAGAAGAAAUGGACCUCAGUCAUCAGAUUACAGAAGAAGGUGAUGGAGCUGGAGUCCAAGCUGAACGAGGCGAAGGAGGAGAUCACUCUGGGGGGGCCCAUCGGGCAGAAGCGGGACCCCAAGGAGUGGAUCCCGCGCCCCCCAGAGAAGUACGGUCUGAGCGGCCACCGCAGCCCCGUCACCCGCGUCAUCUUCCACCCCGUCUUCAGCGUCAUGGUGUCUGCCUCCGAGGACGCCACCAUCAAGGUGUGGGACUAUGAGACGGGGGACUUUGAGCGCACGCUGAAGGGACACACGGACUCUGUGCAGGACAUCUCCUUCGACCAGACCGGGAAGCUGCUGGCCUCCUGCUCCGCAGACAUGACCAUCAAACUCUGGGACUUCCAGGGCUUCGAGUGCAUCAGGACCAUGCAUGGGCACGACCACAACGUCUCCUCUGUGGCCAUCAUGCCCAACGGAGACCACAUAGUCUCCGCCUCCAGGGACAAAACCAUCAAGAUGUGGGAGGUAGCCACUGGGUACUGUGUGAAGACGUUCACGGGCCACAGAGAGUGGGUGCGCAUGGUGAGGCCCAAUCAGGACGGCUCGCUGAUCGCCAGCAGCUCCAACGACCAGACGGUGCGGGUGUGGGUGACGGCCACCAAGGAGUGCAAGGCGGAGCUGCGGGAGCACGAGCACGUGGUGGAGUGCAUCUCCUGGGCCCCCGAGAGUGCCCACCCCACCAUCCUGGAGGCCACGGGGUCAGAGGCUAAGAAGAGUGGCAAGCCCGGCCCCUUCCUGCUGUCCGGCUCCAGAGACAAGACCAUCAAGAUGUGGGACAUCAGCACUGGCAUGUGCCUUAUGACCCUGGUGGGCCAUGAUAACUGGGUGCGUGGGGUGAUAGUUCACCCCGGAGGGAAGUUCAUCGUGAGCUGCGCUGAUGACAAGACCCUGCGCAUCUGGGACUACAAGAACAAGCGCUGCAUGAAGACGCUGAGCGCCCACGAACAUUUCGUCACCUCUCUGGAUUUCCAUAAGACUGCUCCGUACGUGGUAACUGGGAGCGUAGAUCAAACAGUAAAGGUUUGGGAGUGCCGCUGAUUCUACCUGCAGGGCGACGCCCCUUCCUGGCCCCCCCACCCCACCCCCCCAUCUCUAUCCACCCCCACCUCCCACCCCCCCCACCCCCGUCUACAUCUCCUCCCCCUCUUGGAUGCACUCAGAACCAUGGAUAUAGCCCACCCAGCUGUUUGAAUAACUCUUGUCCUUUUAUGUAAAUUAUUCUGGAUGUAGAUCGAGCUCUUAAAUGUUACACGAAAAAAAAGUAUUCUUGCAUGGUGAAUCCAAAAUUGUAUACUGUAAAUUUCCAUAACGUUGUCUAGGAAGUACCAUAGGUUUAAGACCACGGGCUGGCCUUUUCACCGGCCUCAUCUACAGAGAGCAGGCAGAUCUGUGACUGGGUGAUUAAAAGAAUAGGGCACUAAAACUGGUAAUUUAAUGACCGUGUCGUUCUUACGUGUCGGAUUAUUUCUCUUUGUCUGUAUUUUUUAUUUUUUUUGGGUUCUUUUGUUUUGUUUUUUUCCCCCCUUCCCUUUUGUUUUUUUGGUUUUAUUUUUGGUUUUUGCCUCCACUCUUGUAGUCUUGGUGCCUCGGUCGAGGACCCGGGAGAGCGAUUGGGGGGGGUGUGGGGGCUUAAUGAGAAUGGAAGGAGUAUAGCCCCCCCCCCCCCCCCCCCCCCCCCGGUGCACACUGGUGCGGUCUCUCUUCAUUGGUUGUUUGCUGUAAGGCUCAUAAGCUCUCUGGGUGUGCAGGGACCAGCCGGUGCACCUGUGGCGGGUGUGUUGGCGCUCUCGUCGCUGGGGGGGGCAGAGUGGCGGGGGGCGGGCCCUCGUCUCGACGCGGUGCUUCUCUCCGAGCUGUGGGCUUCCUUCCCUUCACAGGGGCGUGGUACUUUAAAUCCCGGCUCCCCCGCGGACCUAGCGUAGCUGCUGAGGAGGUGCGGCCGGCAGCCAUGUUGUUUUUUCUGUUUGCGGUUAGCUUUCGGGCGUCUGUGUUUCCGGUUACCCAGGAAGAGGAGUUUCCCUCUGUGGCCCCGCCCCCCAAAGGGACAGAGGCCCCACGCAGGGUCUGCAGUGCCCAAAGUCGGGUUGGGGGUCGGAUGGGCUGUAAUACCUCCCAAAACGGAAAAGGCACUCGCUCACUGUUCUGACCUCCCCCACAUCUGCUGGGCCAAGGUGCUGUUCUGCACUGGGCCACGCCCUCUACCUCACCUGUAGCCUGCGCUCAGUUCCCCAGGGGAAUGCCCUCUAGAGCCUCGUCCCCCCCCCCCCCCCGCCCGCCCUCCCAAACUGCGGUGGAAGACGAAAGAACUGCAGGAUUACACGGGCGCAAGUUUGGGUUUAAAAAAUGGGUUAGAAAGCGUGCUUUGAGUACUGAGGGCUGGGGAAGCUGGUGGUUGAAGGCCACUUGCUCCUGCAGGAGGUUGGUGUUUGAUCCACACGUCCGCAUGAGGGAGGGAGGGAGGGAGGGGGGUUCUGUAAAAGGGUAACUAACCUAACUCCAGGGGGCUGAAUAACUCCUCCCACCCAGCAGCCACACCCACUCUAUGGGCGUGGCCUUUUUAGCCCCGCCCUGACAGACUGGAGGUGAUGAUCGCUCUAAACUGGCACUUUGUUUUUCUGUUUUUUUUUUUUUUGGUUUGUUUUGUUUCUCUCUCUGCCUCAUUUUUUUUUCCUCAUUCAAUAAUUGUAUCUUGAUUUAAAUUUAUAAAAAGGAACAGUUGGCUAAGCAAAAAAAAGGAAUGAACUUCAUCAUCAAGAAAUGAAAUGGGCAAAAACAAAAAACAAAAUGGUGGCAAAUAUCCCGCUCUCUGGAAGAAGAGACGUGGAGAAAAAGAAGAAAGUGGAAGGCUAAUUAAAAAAAAUUUAAAUGGGGGGGAUUUCUAAAUUCUAGUUCCAGUCAUCUUGCUUAGCCCCACCCCUUAACUCCGCCCAUCUUAGGUCUUCUGUCCAGUCCCAAGGCAUUUAAAAAAAUGGCUCCACCAACAGUCCAGUCAUACUGCGAGAUCUAAUUUUAAAGCUAGCCUUUUUUUCCUUUCUUUCUAUCGUCCUCAUGGAGAAAAAAAAAAAAAAAAAAAAACUUAAAAAAUGCAAUUAUAUAAUAAAGAAUUUCCCUGCUUUAACCCAAGCCAUUAUCGAGCUUCUUUGGCAGUUUCCUGCUGUGUGUACCGCACGCUCCCGGCUGUGGGGAUCUGUGUGGCAUCGGUCAUGUGACGCUGCGCGUGACGUCACCGGAUCCGGCGUGUCUGGGAGGGGCCUGGCUGGUGGGCGGAGCUUGUGUGGCUCCGCCCCCCCCCCCCCCCCCAGAGUGUCCAGUCACAGGAAGGCUCCGCUUCUGGUGUGCUCUGACUGAGGGAGGGGCCCUGCUCCUGAGCCCCCCCCCCCUUCUGCUCAUGGGAUUGUGGCAGACUGAAUUUAGGAGAGGACUGCACGUCGAGCACCCCCCCGCUGCCCCCCCACCCCCAAAAACAAACAAAUAAAGAACCUGUUCCAGAUUCUGUGGUUUAUUUGAAGAUGGGCCCAUGUUUUAUUGUAAUCUCUCUCACUCUCCCACUCAACCCCCCCACCUUUUCUUUUUUUGUUAUUUUGGUUUAUUUUUUUGCCCAAAGAGAGGUUCAGACUGCACGGUACACUGUGCAUUAAAGGAUCAUGGGAAAAGUAGUUUGGUUCUGCACGGUGACGGUGUAUUGCUGUGUUAAUUUUUUCCCCCGUUUUGAAAUGCUGUGCGAUGCAGAAUGUGUUCUGUUUGUUUUAAGAAUUAGCUGAAGCCAAAAAUGUGGAAAAUGCCCUUAGUUCAGAGAAUUUUUUUUUUCUUGGUGUCUUUGAAUGAAGAAGCCUUCGACUGAUUCCUGGUGUUUUAAAUCUGUCCUGAGAGAGAGAGGGGGGAGAAGAGGGGGGGAAAGAGAGAAAAGGAUAAAAGGCACUAGCCCAUUCUCUGUUCCCAAGCAAUCCCAGUUCUGCAUUUGCUAUGCGGACAGACGGGGAGGACAGCCUCGUCUGUGCAGUGUGUCUGUGCAGUCCUUCUCUGCAUCUGCAGCCUGUCUGCACAGUCAGUCUGUCUGUCUGUGCAGUCAGUCUGUGUGUCUGCAGCCCGUCUGCGCAGCCGGUCUGCUAUUCCUGCCUUGUGAGUCUGUGACGGGGCUCUGGACCUGUCUGCCCAGUGGGGUCUCUGCUUCUGUGUCUCUCACUCUUCACACACAGUAAAUUGUUAACGAUAUAUCUGGAUGUCAUUAUUGUUUGCAACAUAAUAAUAAUAAUAAUAAUAAUGAUAAUAAUAAUAAAAACUGUAAAUAUAAA
Molecule: messenger RNA, 4891 nt
Organism: Anguilla rostrata (American eel)
Lineage: Eukaryota; Metazoa; Chordata; Actinopteri; Anguilliformes; Anguillidae
Product: lissencephaly-1 homolog A
Exons: 11
Coding region: 405-1637 (410 amino acids)
Biological process (GO): vesicle transport along microtubule; microtubule organizing center organization; nuclear migration
Cellular component (GO): neuronal cell body; microtubule associated complex; kinetochore
Molecular function (GO): dynein complex binding; microtubule plus-end binding
Source: RefSeq, a predicted model, not a curated record